This is a messenger RNA of Merops nubicus (carmine bee-eater), 3053 nucleotides long. It is a transcript of the gene PARD3, whose product is annotated as par-3 family cell polarity regulator. NCBI's taxonomy places the organism in Eukaryota, Metazoa, Chordata, Aves, Coraciiformes, Meropidae. Gene Ontology annotation, cellular component: adherens junction; apical junction complex; apical plasma membrane. Gene Ontology annotation, biological process: cell adhesion; establishment or maintenance of epithelial cell apical/basal polarity; establishment of centrosome localization. The annotation marks the transcript as partial. Gene Ontology annotation, molecular function: protein binding; phosphatidylinositol binding. The transcript is spliced from 20 exons. The record is from RefSeq and is a predicted model, not a curated record.
AUGGUGGUUGUAUUCCAAGAGCUGAUAAAAACUGUGGAAGAUAUGCCUCUUCAUGUCCGGCGUAGUAGUGACCCUGCACUGAUUGGCCUCUCAACCUCUGUAAGUGACACAAAUUUUUCCUCGGAAGAGACUUCACGGAAACACCCUACAAGGUGGUCCACAACAGCAGGCUUUCUCAAGCAGAACACACCUGGUGUACCCAGUGCUCAUGAAAGAAAGAAAGAUGAAAACUACAGAAGCCUACCACGAGAUACUAGUAGCUGGUCUAACCAGUUUCAGAGAGACAAUGCUCGUUCAUCGUUAAGUGCCAGUCAUCCCAUGGUGGACAAGUGGCUGGAGAGGCAAGAACAGGACGAAGAUCAGACAGAGGAGGACAACAGCAGAGUUGAGCCUGUUGGACAUGCAGACACUGGUUUAGAGAAUGCUACCAACUUUUCCCUGGAUGAUAUGGUAAAGCUCGUAGAAGUCUCCAAUGACGGUGGGCCUUUGGGAAUCCAUGUAGUGCCUUUCAGUGCCCGAGGAGGAAGAACCCUGGGGCUGCUGGUAAAGCGGUUGGAGAAGGGUGGAAAAGCCGAACAAGAAAACCUUUUUCGUGAGAAUGAUUGUAUUGUCAGGAUUAAUGAUGGAGACCUCCGGAAUAGGAGAUUUGAACAAGCACAGCAUAUGUUUCGCCAAGCCAUGCGUACGCCUUUCAUUUGGUUCCACGUGGUCCCUGCGGCAAAUAAAGAGCAGUAUGAGCAGUUGUCCCAGAGCGAGAAGAACACGUACUACUGCAGCCGGGUCAGCCCCGAGGCCCACUACGCUGACGGCAAAAGUAUUAACAGUCCUGGACUGCACACCUUACAGAGAAUGUCUCGAGCGGGUAACCAGCCCGACCCGACAGACUGCUACUCGCUGCUACCUCAUAGCGUCAAUUCAUCAGGGAAACCACCCUCAGGCCUGCUGCCCUCACCUCAGAAAGUUCUCGCCUCCACUGCAAACAGUGGCUAUAACACCAAAAAGAUAGGGAAGAGACUCAGUAUACAGCUGAGAAAAGGUACAGAAGGCUUGGGAUUUAGCAUUACUUCAAGAGAUGUCCCAAUCGGUGGCUCUGCUCCAAUUUAUGUGAAAAACAUCCUUCCCAGAGGUGCAGCUAUUCAAGAUGGGAGACUAAAGGCUGGAGACCGAUUAAUUGAGGUAAAUGGAGUUGAUUUAACGGGCAAAACUCAAGAAGAAGUUGUGUCCUUGCUGAGAAGCACCAAGAUGGGAGGGACUGUUGGCCUUCUGAUUUUUCGUCAGGAAGAAACAUUCCAUCCAAGGGAACUGAAUGCAGAACAAAGCCAGUCACAAAUUCCAAAGGAAACGAAAGCAGAAGAGGAGGAGCUUGUCCUCACACCUGAUGGGACCAGGGAAUUCCUGACAUUUGAAGUUCCACUGAAUGACUCUGGAUCAGCUGGACUUGGUGUGAGCGUCAAAGGUAACCGGUCAAAAGAGAACCAUGCCGAUUUAGGGAUCUUCGUCAAGUCCAUUAUUAACGGUGGAGCAGCAUCAAAGGAUGGCAGACUUCGAGUGAACGAUCAACUAAUAGCAGUAAAUGGAGAAUCAUUAGUGGGCAAAACAAAUCAAGAUGCUAUGGAAACCUUAAGGAGGUCCAUGUCCACUGAAGGAAACAAACGGGGAAUGAUUCAGCUUCUUGUGGCGAGGCGAAUAAGUAAAUGCAAUGAGCUGGAGUCACCUGGGAGCCCCUCUGGGCCAGAGCUGCCCAUAGAGACUCUGCUGGAUGAGCGGGAGCGGAGGAUUUCCCACUCCCUCUAUGGCGGGAUCGAGGGCCUCAGCGAGUCGCCCACGAGGAACGCGGCGCUGAGUAGGAUAAUGGGUAAAUAUCAGCUGUCUCCCACAGUGAACAUGCCCCAAGAUGACACUGUCAUUAUUGAAGAUGACAGGCUGUCGGUCCUCCCUCCUCAUCUCUCUGACCAGUCGUCAUCCAGCUCCCACGAUGAUGUUGGCUUUGGCACUGUCGAUGCGGGUGGAUGGGCUAACUCUGCAAUUAAUGAAUCAACAGACUGCACUCUUAGUCCAGAUGUUGAUCCAGUGCUUGCCUUCCAGCGAGAAGGGUUUGGACGCCAGAGCAUGUCAGAAAAGCGUACAAAGCAAUUUUCAGAUGCCAGUCAGUUGGAGUUUGUUAAAACACGAAAAUCCAAAAGCAUGGAUCUAGUAGCUGACGAGACUAAGCUCAGUACAAUGGAUGACCAGAAAACAGGUUCCCCAACCAGAGAUGUGGGGCCUUCAUUAGGUCUGAAGAAAUCCAGCUCAUUAGAGAGCCUGCAGACAGCCGUUGCUGAGGUGACUCUGAAUGGUGACAUUCCCUUCCACCGCCCGCGCCCACGGAUCAUCCGAGGACGCGGCUGCAAUGAAAGCUUCAGAGCUGCCAUAGACAAGUCAUACGAUAAACCUGUAGCAGAUGAUGAUGAUGAAGGCAUGGAAACUUUGGAGGAAGACACAGAGGAGAGCUCAAGAUCUGGUAGAGAAUCUGUGUCCACGGCAAGUGACCAGCCAUCCCACUCAUUGGAGAGACAGAUGAAUGGGAACCAAGAUAAAGGUGACAGAAAAAAGGCUGGAAAGGAAAAGAAGAAAGAUCGAGAUAAAGAGAAGGAUAAAAUUAAGGCAAAGAAAGGAAUGCUGAAAGGCUUAGGAGACAUGUUCAGGUUUGGCAAACAUCGCAAAGAUGACAAGAGUGAGAAAACUGGUAAAAUAAAAGUACAGGAAGCUCUUACUUCAGAAGAGGAGAGAAUACGAAUGAAGCAAGAACAGGAGAGGAUUCAAGCAAAAACUCGAGAAUUCCGAGAGAGACAAGCUCGUGAACGUGACUAUGCAGAGAUACAGGACUUUAACCGGACGUUUGGCUGCGAUGUGGACCCAAUGUAUGCAGGGAUUCCUUCCUAUGACUCUUCUUCAAAUAGUGGCACGGUAACGCUGAACACCCGCCCACAGAGCCCGAGGGAAGGGCAGACAGUAGAAGCCUUGUAUGCCCAAGUGAAGAAACCACGGAAUUCAAAGUCUUCACCUGUAGACAG